CGGACGCGACAGAUAUCCUUAUCAGCAUCACUAUCACUAGCGUCCCCACUUCCGCGCCCAGUGACUCAACAACCAACCACACGCCGCUAUAAAGAUGACGUUCACAACGCUGCAUCAACUCUCCAGUUCAUCCGGCUGUCAGGAUGGCGGCACUUGAUCUUGCCCUUAGCGAGUUUCUCGCACGUCCUCUCUCAUCGACAGCGAUACCUAUUAUCCUGCUCAUUUUGGCGCGUACGAUAUACCGCAUUUACUUCCAUCCACUAUCUCAUAUACCCGGACCAAUAUUACCAAAAAUCACUUCGCUAUGGCUCCACUAUCACGCCUACAUUGGCGACGAAGCCAGUACUAUUUAUCGUCUUCACGCCCAGUACGGCCCAUACGUGCGCGUAUCGCCCAAUGAGGUCGACAUCAGUGACGCCGAUGCUGUUCAACAUAUCUACGUCGCAAAAGGGGGUUUCAUGAAAGCCCCUUGCUACGCCAAUUUCGACAUUGAUGGUCACAGAUCGAUCUUCUCGACUACAAGCCCUGACUACAGAGCGCCAAGGGCUAAAGCUGUUGUUCCACUGUUCUCAACGAAGAGUCUGAGGGAGAACCGAGAUGAAAUCGCCGGGUGUGUGGACCGUAUGGUAAAGAGAUUAGGCGAAGAGGCACGCGCGAAGAAACCAGUCAACGUGUUAAACCUGACAAGAGCGUUAGCUGUGGAUGCUGUGUCGACGCACCUGUUCCGCGAGAACUAUGACGGAGUCAGCGAGAGUGGGCCGACUUUGAGCGUGGGUGCAUUCGUCGACGCCUUUGUAGCCGUUGGGCGCUUCUUUUACUUGCCGACUACGGUCUUUGUCUGGCUGGAAUGGGCGAUCGGGAAGUGGAUGGCCGACCAAGAAACGGAGGAGAGCAUGACACUUGUUGACAAGUUUGUCAGCAACUUGGUUUCCAGCACGUCUUCUAAGUCGCAAACCUACCCAGGCCGCUUGAUGGCCGCUGGUAUCAGCAAUUCGGAAGUCGAAGCGCAGUGCAAAGAUCUAAUUUUCGCUGGCACAGACUCGACAGGCAUGAACCUCGCAAUAAUCAUUAGAAGUCUUGUGAUGCAUCCCGAGAGGUACGAAAGAUUGAAGCAAGAGGUGGGUAGCAACGGCGCACGCGGCGCACAAGCUGGAGACAUCCAGGCUCUGCCUUACCUCACUGCAGUCGUCAAGGAAAGUCUACGGCUCAGCAUGGCCAAUCCCACACGUCUACCUCAUGUGGUACCGGCGGGUGGUUGGUUGUUCAAAGGUACGUUCUUCCCAGCGAACUCGAUAGUUGGAUGCGCAGCCUACGAACUUCACUUCAAUCCGGAUGUUUUUCCCGAGCCACGUGAGUUCAUGCCAGAGCGUUGGCUAGACGCCACGGAAGACAUGUCGAGAUACUGGUUUGCUUUUGGUGCAGGCAGUCGAGCGUGCAUAGCCAGGAACUUGGCGACUCUGGAGCUGCAUCUUGCAACAGAGAAACUGGCUAGCAGCAAAGUACUCGAUGGCGGACGGGCGGUGAAACAGGGUGAUGUUGAGAUCUAUGAGUGGUUCAAUUCCAAAGUCAAGGGAGAGAAGAUCGAAAUCAUCUGGACAUGAGAGAGGUAUGAGCUGGCUAUGUCGUUGAUACAAGCAAAUUUGAGCAAAUGCUUUACAUGUGGCCUCUGCUUGAUCUAGACAAGCUUUGCUUUCUUCCAGCACCAACUAUGGCGUCUUCUCAGCGUUUUCAUCCACCUUAUAUUGAGACCUCAAUACCACCAUUUG
Messenger RNA from Macroventuria anomochaeta, 1766 nucleotides. RefSeq names its product cytochrome P450. Bases 144 to 1601 code for a protein of 485 amino acids. Lineage: Eukaryota; Fungi; Ascomycota; Dothideomycetes; Pleosporales; Didymellaceae. The record is from RefSeq and is a predicted model, not a curated record. Gene Ontology annotation, molecular function: monooxygenase activity; oxidoreductase activity, acting on paired donors, with incorporation or reduction of molecular oxygen; iron ion binding. The transcript has a single exon.